UGUGGUCUGGAGUACGUACGACUGAUACGACUGUUGUGUCUACUCUCUUAAUUAAAUCUUGAUAUGACGCAGUACUGUGGACAUUUAACUGUCAAUUAAUUUGCGCGGGAAAAGGGGCAACCACGUGGGAAUUGGGUCAAGAGACUGAGGGUUGAUUACGGGCACUGAGCAAUGACAGUGCAUUGCUCAAGAUGGGAGAGAGGGGGAGGGACGAGACGGGGUUGUCCCCACGGGUAGAGAGGCGAGUCAUCAGUGGGGCACCCUCCAGGAUGUUGGCAAACUCUCAGCUGAGGGUUCCGUUCACAGGGUGAUUGUCUAUACUCUUUGGGCUGUCGGCAGCUAGCAUGAGGUCCCGGUGUCAGGUUCUGGUCUUCCUGUGGUGUUGCCAAUGGAGAUCGCUCUCCGGACAAGCCCAUAACGUGAUGGUGUACCCGGGGUCGAGCUCGGAACCCGAGGAUCCCGAUCCCACGGUAGCCCAGGAGGCCGUACCCCUCAACCACUCUGACGUGUUUCAAGCCACGACGGAUUGGCAGCCCAUUCGACCGGGACAAGUGGUUCCCGGAGGGCUGCACUACCGCAUAAAUCUGGCGACUGGCACGAAAGAGGCCAAGCUGUUGUCACCUCAAGCCGAGAGUGUAGCUCGGAUUGACGACGCCCAAGGGGUCCAGGGGUCUGAAGCGCCCCCAACCCCUUUGAGGACGUAUGCCGAGCUGCAGGAUAGCUUGGCUGAGCAUAAGCUUAAGAUGAACACGGAGUUCGAGCAAGUGGAUCUACUCAUUCAAACCUAUGAUAACAGUACGGCAGAGGACCGGUUGCGCAUCCUCGACGACCUCGAGUUUCUGCUGCACCAGUACGACAAUGCCCGGGAUUUUGUUCACAUCGGCGGCUUGGAUAGGAUCAUCAAGCCCGCAUUGGCCUCGCCCGAGCCGUCGGUACGGAGCCAAGCUGCCUUAAUCCUAGCUGCGGCGGCCCAGAGCCAUCUCUUAGUCCAAGAACACCUUCAUCGGCAUUCGUGGAUGGAGUUUCUUCUAGAGCAAGUGCGUGGCGAAAGGGAGGUCUCGAAUAGCAUCGCCCUGAUUCACGCCUUAUCUUGCUACAUUCGCGGGCACGAGGCCAGUUUUGAAGCAUUCGUCAAACAUAGUGGCUUUGCCAUCCUCACUCCCAAACUCCAAGAGACCUCGGAUCUCAAAUUGAAGCUCAAGAUCCUGACUUUGUUCGCCGAUUUGAACCGCCAUCAGUAUGUUAGCAAUCGGGAUGUAUGCCACGAAAUCGUGGCCUUGUGUGGCCAUCUUUUAAGCGCGGAGCGACUAGAUGUCAUCGAUCGGGUCAUUGACAUUGUGUCCGUGUUCCAAAAGCCUUGCGCCCCGACCUUUGCCAAUCUGAUCCCCCAAUUUCGACGGGUCCGGACCGAGCUCACGGCCAGAAACGUGGCCGAAGAGCUCGAAAUGGAUUCCACGAUCGAGGCCAUGGACACUCUGAUUGCUCAACUCGAAGCCCUAGCCCGCCCGCAUUCGGAACUGUAAUGGAUUGAGUUGAAUAGAUUUAUAUUUGAAAGAUGUUUUUUUAGGGCGAUCCCGUCCGGUCACCCUUGAACAAUAAAAACAAAGCGUGAUGAUGAUGGUGA
This is a messenger RNA of Tigriopus californicus, 1624 nucleotides long. RefSeq names its product nucleotide exchange factor Sil1-like (gene Sil1). The record is from RefSeq and is a predicted model, not a curated record. The transcript has a single exon. Lineage: Eukaryota; Metazoa; Arthropoda; Copepoda; Harpacticoida; Harpacticidae. Bases 345 to 1523 code for a protein of 392 amino acids.